Messenger RNA from Protopolystoma xenopodis, 1140 nucleotides. The record is from the annotation of a GenBank genome assembly. NCBI's taxonomy places the organism in Eukaryota, Metazoa, Platyhelminthes, Monogenea, Polystomatidea, Polystomatidae.
AUGCAAGUCUAUUUGGAUUUUUGGUCAGUAUCUAAGUCCCAGCUUCAGGGACCAUCUGAUGGGCUUAAGAGAGGACAAGAUAGAGAGACAAAUAGAGAGAGCUUGCGACAGGUCACUCAUUUUCAAAGGCAUGAUUGGCUUUUUCAUCUUCUCCUUCUCUUCCCAAUAGGCGGCGCCUCGCCCAUCUUCAACGACGAAGAGAACUGCUACCGUAUCGUGAAACACGACCAUAUUGCCUAUCGUUUCGAGAUCCUGUACUCCCUCGGAAAGGGCAGCUUCGGGCAGGUCGUGGCGGCUCUGGACCAUCGAAGUGGAGAUACCGUGGCCAUCAAGAUUGUGCGCACGGAGCCUCGCUUCACUCGACAGGACUUGCAUUGUGUGCAUUCCUUUGAGUUCACCUCAGACAAGGUAUUUUGCCGCUUUUUAAGCGAGACGGCGUUACGUUCUGGCGUCGCCAUGUUUAGCUCCCAGCCGAACGUCAGCACCGAGGCGGGGAGAAAGCACGGUCAUUGUGUCGAAUCGGCAAGUCCGUCGGAUAGAUACAGACAAAAAGGGUUGGGGCCAAUUAUGAAGAGGUGUCUGCAUCGGCCCACGCCCCGCCAACUAGGCCUCUUCGAGAAGGACUUUGCAGACAACAUCUGCAUCCCGCUUCAUUACAUCCGCUGCACACACAUUCACACUAUUCUGCACAUUUCUAGGCAGACCUGGCCAAAUAUUUUCCUCUCUGCAAAGCUCCAGAGCUCGAGUCCCCUUGUCUGCAUUCUGUCAGUCCUCUGUUCCAGUCGGCCUGUUAAAGGCAUGCAAACCAGAGCCGAAGUCGCAAAUUUACGUCACCAAGACGACCACCUCGAAAUGGCAACAAGCAAACUUGGCCAAACAAACUUGCCCAGAAGCCUGUCUUCUGUCAAGGAAUUUGGGUGCUCUUCUGGCAUCGGACCGAUGACCAAUCAGGCAACUUUACGAAAGGGAAGAAGGGAGAAGGAAAGUCAUAGCAGGACCACGGACAAGAGAGAUGUGCUUAUCUACGAUUGUCAGCUCAAAAGAGUUUCAAACACUCUUAAUAUCUGUCUCUCUGCUGCUGUUGCUGACUGGCGUAGUUGGGAGCAACGUCUCAACGGUUAUCUACACGGCGCAGUUUAG